Molecule: messenger RNA, 3773 nt
Organism: Hyla sarda
Lineage: Eukaryota; Metazoa; Chordata; Amphibia; Anura; Hylidae
Gene: ZRANB3
Product: zinc finger RANBP2-type containing 3
Exons: 21
Coding region: 156-3494 (1112 amino acids)
Biological process (GO): DNA repair; replication fork processing
Cellular component (GO): nuclear replication fork
Molecular function (GO): nucleic acid binding; ATP binding; endonuclease activity
Source: RefSeq, a predicted model, not a curated record
AUGUCACGGCGGGAGAUGUAGUCUUGCAGGCGCCGCACAGCUGGUUGGGAAUACUCUCAGGUGACCCGCCCCUUCAUGUCGUCACUUCCGGCGCUGGGGCGCGAAGUUUGAAUGACGUCAUUUUUCUGGUUCCCUGACGUCUCCUCAGGUAAAAAAUGCCAAAGUCGAGAGCCAAACAGAAGGAAUCUGCUCAGGAUGUCGCUGACAAGUUAUUGUCUCUUCCCGACCGACUGAGAGAGCGACUGCUUCCUUUCCAGAAGGAAGGCAUCCUGUUUGCGCUGCAGAGGCAGGGAAGGUGUAUGAUUGCGGAUGAGAUGGGUCUUGGAAAAACCAUACAGGCAAUCGCUGUGGCUUACUGCUACCGGGAAGAAUGGCCACUUCUCAUUGUUGUUCCGUCUUCCUUGAAGUAUCCAUGGAUUGAAGAAAUGGAGAAAUGGAUCCCAGAGCUGGGACCAGAGGAUAUUACAGUCAUCGAAAACAAGACAGAUGUCGGAAUGAUCUCGACAUGUAAGGUGACUGUUUUGGGCUACGGACUAUUGACGGCCGAUGCCAAGCUCCUGAUCGAUGCCCUGUAUAAACAACGCUUCAGGGUGGUUUUAGUGGAUGAGUCUCACUAUAUGAAAUCACGGAACGCGUCUCGGAGUAAACUUCUGCUGCCAAUUGUUCAGAAAGCGACAAGAGCUCUUCUCCUCACCGGGACGCCGGCUCUUGGAAGACCCGAGGAGCUUUAUAUGCAGAUCGAUGGGCUGUUCCCCAGACACUUUGGAACGUGGACUGAAUAUGCCAAGAAAUACUGUAACGCACAUGUCAGGUACUUCGGCAAUAGGACUCAGUGGGAUUACAGAGGAGCCUCCAAUUUAGAUGACUUACACCAGCGAUUAAGCAGCAUCAUGAUCAGACGGCUGAAGAAUGAGGUUUUAACUCAGCUCCCACCCAAAAUCAGACAGCGUAUCCCCUUCGAUCUGCCGAAAGAUGUGGCCAAGGAAAUGAACACAAGUUUUGAAGAGUGGGAAAAACUGAUGAGAUGUCCAGAAUCUGUUUCUUCAGAUUCCGGGAACCCCUUUGUUCAGGUCAUGGGUAUGAUCACCCGAAUGUUUAAGCAGACAGCUCUGGCUAAGGCUGGAGCAGUGAAAGACUACAUUAAGAUGAUGUUAGAAAAUGAGAAGCUGAAGUUCUUGGUGUUUGGGCACCAUCUCUCCAUGCUCCAGGCCUGCACAGAGGCCGCUAUAGAGAGCAAGGCCCGUUACAUCCGAAUAGAUGGGAGCGUGCCAUCUGCCGAGAGGAUUCACCUGGUUCAUCAGUUCCAGAAUGACCCGGACACCCGUGUAGCUAUUCUUAGCAUUCAAGCUGCUGGUCAGGGGCUGACGUUCACGGCUGCCACACACGUUGUGUUCGCCGAGCUAUACUGGGAUCCAGGUCACAUCAAACAAGCGGAGGACAGAGCCCACCGCAUCGGGCAGAGCUGCUCCGUGCACAUCCAUUAUCUGAUUGCUAAAGGGACCCUGGACACCCUAAUGUGGGGCAUGCUGAACCGCAAGGCAAACGUUACCGGUAGCACUCUAAAUGGCAAGAAGGAAAAGAUUCAGGCUGAAGUAGACGAUGAGGAGAAAUGGGACUUCUUGAGUUUUGCCAAGUCAUGGACUCCGAAUGAAGAACUUGAUGACACUAAAGACCAGCUCUUUACUCACUUUGAGAAAGACAAGCAGCAUGACAUCCGUUCCUUUUUCUCGCCCAAACCCGAUGCUGAAAAAAAGCGCAAGAGAACUGAUGGGGAAGAAGAAUGCGUUGAUUUAGCUGGGGAGAUAGACGGCAAAGCUAUGGAAGAAGUGUUUGCCACUGAAGCCAAAGUCACGUCGGACAGCAGUGAAGUCGUCGAUGUCGAUGCCCUAUUUCCUGAUGAAGACUUUGAACAGGAAGCCAAACGUUUCCGACUGUCAGGCAGCCAGACCCCCAAGUCUACCCCAAAAUCUACCCCUAAAAGUGCCAACUCUGGAAAGAGAAAGUCUUGGAGUGGCAAACCUUGUACUUUGUUUUCUUCACCUAAAACGCGUGGUCUCUCUGAAGGAGCCUUACUUACUCCUCCAAGACCUCCACUCUCCGAGAAGCACUGGAACUGCCCGGCCUGUACAUACACCAACAAUUCCUUGAUGCCCUAUUGUGAGAUAUGUGAAAGUCCUAGGAACAAAAGAGGUUCUGAGAAGCCGGCCCAGGCUGCGAGUGUAUCCUGCAUUCAAGAGGAGAAAGAAAAUCAAAGUCAGAGUGAUGGGGAUAAUGAGCUUGUCGACUGCGCCCUGCAGGAGUCGCCCCCCGCUCCACAAAGUGACUUACAGGGGGAUAAUUUACUAAGCAUCGAAAACAACAACUCCGAAGCCCACCCGGGGGAGGAAUCAGCAGCUACUGAACCAGAACAUUGUCACAACUCCACUUGUUUUCCUGUGUAUGAUGGAUUAAUGUUCUGUGCCAGCAGGCAUACGGAUCGCAUCUAUUUAUAUAGCAAGGACGCAGAGCCCAUGAACUGUAAUUUCAUUCCUUUGGAUAUUAAAUUGGAAAACUGGGAUGAUUUACCUGAAGCCAUGCAGCAGAGGCCGAACCGAUCCUUGAUCCUCAGGUUUGUCAGAGAAUGGAACAGUUUGACAGCGAUGAAGCAGAGGAUAAUCCGUAAGAGCGGCCUGAUCUUCAGCAGCCCCACUCUAGCCGCGGGAGAACUCUCGAAGCAGCACUCAACGCACAGCAGCACCAAGAGGUACCUGACCAAAGAAGAUGUCGCUGCCGCCUCAUUAAGCAAAGUUCAGAGCAGCGGGGGAAGCGUGAGGCUUGUCAGCAGGGAGCCAACGUUGUCCGUCAAAGAAAAGGUGUCUGCGGGUGCAGCUGCGGGACCCCCCACGCGGACAGAAGAUCAGAAUAGCGCCGGGUGCCCGCCGGAGGACGCCGAAGGUAAAGGCUACCUGCAAGCGGUGGACAGCGCCGGGAACCCUCUGUGCGUAUUCUGCCAGGAACCCUGCUCCCGCAUCACGGCGCAGAAACUAUCGGCGGCGGAGGCGGCCUGGGAUAGCCGAUUCUGCAGCCGGAAGUGUCAGGACGAUUUCCUGAUCCGCUCCAAUCAGGGUUACAUGAGGGCGAAAGUGUUCGAGACGGAGCACGGCGUGUGCCAGCAGUGCUGCCUGAACGCGCAUGAGCUGUUCCUGAGCGUGCGGGACGCCCCCGUGAGUCAGCGCAAGGGACUGCUGGAGAGUACGUGGAUGGCGCAACUCCCGCUAGAUCAGUUAAAUGAGCUGAUCCGGAGCCCCUCAGAGGGCCAGUUCUGGCAGGUGGAUCACAUCAGACCCGUGUACGGCGGAGGCGGACAGUGCGCCCUGGACAACCUGCAGACCCUGUGCACCGUGUGUCAUAGAGAGAGAACAGCCCGUCAAGCGAAAGAGAGGAGCCGAUCCAAGAAACUUUCCGUGGCCUCCAAGUAUGGAUCCGACAUCACCAAAUUCUUUACCAAAGCUUAAUGUGUCUCCUUCUUGUGUCACCGUCAUCUUGUAUCCGUCAUGUACUUGUUUUCUAACGCUCUGAAUUAUGGAUAAAAAUAAAAGAGAUUUGUUUUGUUAUAUUUUAAUACAGCUUUAGUCUAAACCGUGAUUCUAGAAAAAUAAAAAACGCCAAAAAGUGAGUAUUUGUGCUUCCGUGCUCCAAUUGUCGACGCUCUCUCUCCCCCUCUCACAGCAGGAAGGCCCAGCAUGAUUUCAUGUAGGUGAGGAGGAGGAGGAGGAUGACCAGGAGGAUCAGUA